AGGAGAUGGAAAGGUAUAUAAGAAAAGAUUGCUGGAUAGCGUGAAGCCUCUCAAAGGGAAAAAAGUCAGUGUCAAUAACCUAGACACGCUAAUGGAGAACAUGGAAAUUCAGCUUGAGAAAGAGGACUAUGAAGACUUACUGACCCAUCUGCCAGCUGAUGAGAAUAAAAUGGUUGAUUUGGAUGUAGAUGGAUGAUGCAAAAGCUUUCACAGGAGAGAAAGUUAAUGUCAGUAAUCUGGACAAUGCGCUGAGGACAGUGGGGCUCGUGCUCACUGCUGAGGGGCAUGAGGAGCUGCUGAAAACGGCCAAUUCACGCUGAUGGAAAAAUAUAUAAGAAUAGAUUGCUAAAAGGUGUGAAAGCCCUCAAAGGACCAAGGGUCAAAAUCAAAAAACUGGACUCCUUUGUGGAAAACGUGGAAAUUAGACUCAAGGAUGAGGAAUUUGAGGAACUAAUGACCCAACUGUCAGCUGAUGGUGAUAAUACAGUUGGUCUGAAUGAUUUGAUGGAUGCUCUCAGUUAUAUCAAGGGAGAGGUGAUUGAUAUCCAGGACUUAGACAACUUUCUAGCAAAUGAGGGGGUUGAGCUCACAGAAGAAGAAAUGAAACUAAUGCCUCAUUUGACAUUCAAUGACAGAGUUACUGGCCACAUGGCAGUUUCUGAUAUUAAAGCAAAACUUAAACUGAAUCCUUCAACAAAAAUACCCAACUUCCAUGGCAAGAGGGAUAAAGAUUUACCAGGACCGCUGCCAAGCCAAUUACAGCACAAAGAAAGGAAGUUGAGCCCUUCACAAAUGCGAGCCUUCCAAGAUGCCUACAACUUCUUUAACAAGGAUAAAACUGGCUGUAUUGAUUUACAUGGAAUGAUGCGCACUUUAGCUAAAUUGGGAGUGAAUCUAACCAAGCAUGAUGUCUGUAAUGAACUAAGAUGUGCUGAUAUUGAUCGAGAUGGGAAGGUGAAUUUCUCAGACUUUAUAAAGGUGCUAACAGAUAACAACCGCUUCCUGAAGGCUGUGGUUCCAGAAACGGAGAGCUGUUUAGAUUUAGCUGGCAACCCAGGGAUCCUAUUGUUUGAAAUCCUAUCAAAGCUUGUAGAGACUUCAGCCUUACCCAGAAAGGCUCUAAUGGAAAUAGUAAGCUAUUUCCGAAGAAAAUUCCAGGAAACCACCUCGGAAAUGGUGUGGAGCCCUUAUGCUACACGUUAUGGAAAAAGGAGAUUUAAGCCAGACAUAUGCACACCUCCAAGCUCAAGCACAGCCGCCUUUGCUAAUGCUGCCCGGAUUGCAAUAACGAAAGAAAAGGAUUUAUUUAAAUUUCUUGAAGAGCUCAAGAGAUGCAAUCGUCCUUCAGAUAGCCCAUAUUCAAAAAUACCCGUCUUUCCGCUGUUUCCUAAUGUGGAUGGGGUGGUGAUGGGAAAGCCAUUCAAAGACAUACAGAAAUUAGAAAUGCUAAGGAGAACGGAACCUCUGAAUUUCUUUGAGAACUAUUUUUUCCAUAAAAAAGACUGGAAAACACAGGCAGCAAAUACAAAGUCUAUCGACCGUGCCUCAGGCUACCCAACUGACAUCCUCGCCAUCGACCAAAUACUCAAGAAAAAGCAGAAUUGGACAGUGGCUGAUGCAGCUGCUAUUAAACAGCAUGUAAAGAGAGCUACAGAUACCUAUAACUUGGGAAUUGCCCUUGAGCACCGGGAACAAAUGCUAAACCUCUGGCGGAAGAUCCGAGGGGAUUUGAUUGGGAUAGACAGUAAAAAUGAGUCCUUUUAUGACACCUUUUCUACUUAUACAUGGUCCUGGAAUGUCUGCCAAGAAUUACUUUCCCCAAAGGACUUAAGGUUAUAUGAUGCCUGUGUGAAUAGAAAUUCCUUCCACAACUCUGCAUUCUCUUCCUCUUCGGAUAUUAGUGAGUGUGCCACAGGAAGAAGAAGAAAAUGGAAAGGCUUCAAAGGGUUUCGACAAUGAAAUUUCUACAUUUUCUAAACAGCUCAUUGCAAACUACUUUUUCAUAGAUAUCAAAAUUAUUCUUGCUUUUGUCUAAUACAUUCUUAGCAGCUGGAAAUGUUGACAUCUUUGGAAUUCUGACCAGUAAAAAAGUUUAAGUCAUA
Aethalodelphis obliquidens (Pacific white-sided dolphin) is the source of this 2102-nucleotide messenger RNA. RefSeq names its product EF-hand calcium binding domain 3 (gene EFCAB3). Bases 454 to 1959 code for a protein of 501 amino acids. The transcript is spliced from 17 exons. The record is from RefSeq and is a predicted model, not a curated record. Gene Ontology annotation, molecular function: calcium ion binding. NCBI's taxonomy places the organism in Eukaryota, Metazoa, Chordata, Mammalia, Artiodactyla, Delphinidae.